Puma concolor (puma) is the source of this 963-nucleotide messenger RNA. It is a transcript of the gene TNF, whose product is annotated as tumor necrosis factor. The record is from RefSeq and is a predicted model, not a curated record. Gene Ontology annotation, cellular component: cell surface; membrane. Gene Ontology annotation, molecular function: cytokine activity; tumor necrosis factor receptor binding. NCBI's taxonomy places the organism in Eukaryota, Metazoa, Chordata, Mammalia, Carnivora, Felidae. Gene Ontology annotation, biological process: positive regulation of canonical NF-kappaB signal transduction; positive regulation of transcription by RNA polymerase II; immune response.
AUGAGAGCUUUCCCCGCCCUCCUCUUGCCCUGUGGGUAUAUAAAUGCAGCUGUCUGCACACCCAGUCAGCAGAAGCUUCCUCAGCGAAGACACCAGGGGACCAGCCAGGAGAGAGACAGAAGCAACUCCAGACCCCCCCGGAAAUAACAUCUCAGACGACACACCCCCAGAAAGCAGCCAGGCGAUUCUCUCCCUCUCACACACGCUGCCUUAGGGCUCUACCAUCACCCAGCUGGACUUGAGCCCCCUGGGAAGAACGCCAUGAGCACUGAAAGCAUGAUCCGGGACGUGGAGCUGGCCGAGGAGGCACUCCCCAAGAAGGCAGGGGGCCCCCAGGGCUCCAGAAGGUGCUUGUGCCUCAGCCUCUUCUCCUUCCUCCUCGUCGCAGGAGCCACCACACUCUUCUGCCUGCUGCACUUUGGAGUGAUCGGCCCCCAGAGGGAAGAGCUCCCACAUGGCCUGCAACUAAUCAACCCUCUGCCCCAGACACUCAGAUCAUCUUCUCGAACUCCGAGUGACAAGCCAGUAGCCCAUGUAGUAGCAAACCCCGAAGCUGAAGGGCAACUCCAGUGGCUGAGCCGGCGUGCCAAUGCCCUCCUGGCCAAUGGCGUGGAGCUGACAGACAACCAGCUGAAGGUGCCCUCAGACGGGCUGUACCUCAUCUACUCCCAGGUCCUCUUCACGGGCCAAGGAUGUCCUUCCACACAUGUGCUCCUCACCCACACCAUCAGCCGCUUUGCCGUUUCCUACCAGACCAAGGUCAACCUCCUCUCUGCCAUCAAGAGCCCUUGCCAGAGGGAGACCCCAGAGGGGGCUGAGGCCAAGCCCUGGUAUGAGCCCAUCUACCUGGGAGGGGUCUUCCAACUGGAGAAGGGUGAUCGACUCAGCGCUGAGAUCAAUCUGCCUGACUAUCUUGACUUUGCCGAGUCUGGGCAAGUCUACUUUGGAAUCAUUGCCCUGUGA